Molecule: messenger RNA, 960 nt
Organism: Grammomys surdaster
Lineage: Eukaryota; Metazoa; Chordata; Mammalia; Rodentia; Muridae
Gene: Olr1
Product: oxidized low density lipoprotein receptor 1
Exons: 7
Coding region: 1-960 (319 amino acids)
Biological process (GO): inflammatory response; lipoprotein metabolic process; cell death
Cellular component (GO): plasma membrane; signaling receptor complex
Molecular function (GO): low-density lipoprotein particle receptor activity
Source: RefSeq, a predicted model, not a curated record
AUGAAUUUGGAAAUGACUUUUGAUGACAAGAUGAAGCCUGUGAAUGACCAGCCUGAUCAGAAGUCAUAUGGCAAGAAGCCUAAAGGUCUGCAUUUGCUUUCCUCCCCAUGGUGGGGCCCUGCUGCGAUGACUCUGGUCAUCCUUUGCCUAGUGUUAUCAGUGACCCUUAUUGUACAGUGGACACAAUUACUCCAGGCAUCUGACCUCCUAAAGCAAUACCAAGCAAACCUUACUCAGCAGGAUCAUAUCCUUGAAGGACAGAUGUUAGCCCAGCAGAAGGCAGAAAAUGCUUCACAGGAAUCAAAGAGGGAACUGAAGGAAAAGAUAGACAUCCUCACCUGGAAGCUGAAUGAGAAAUCCAAAGAGCAGGAGGAGCUACUGCAGAAGAAUCAGAAUCUCCAAGAAGCCCUGCAGAGAGCUGUGAACUCUUCAGAGGAGUCCCAGAGAGAACUGAAGGGAAAAAUAGACACCCUCACCUGGAAGCUGAAUGAGAAAUCCAAAGAGCAGGAGGAGCUUCUGCAGAAGAAUCUGAACCUCCAAGAAGCCCUGCAGAGAGCUGCAAACUCUUCAGGUCCUUGUCCACAAGACUGGCUCUGGCAUAAAGAAAACUGUUACCUCUUCCAUGGUCCCUUUAACUGGGAAAAAAGCCGGGAGAACUGCCUGUCUUUGGAUGCCCAGUUACUACAAAUCAAUAGUGCAGAUGAUCUGACCUUCAUCUUACAAGCAACUUCCCAUUCCACCUCCCCAUUCUGGAUGGGAUUGCAUCGGAAGAAGCCCAACCACCCAUGGCUAUGGGAGAACGGCUCUCCUUUGAGCUUUCAAUUCUUUAGGAUCAGGGGCAUUUCUUUACAGAUGCAAUCAUCGGGCAGCUGUGCAUACCUUCAACAGGGAUCUGUGUUUGCUGAAAACUGCAUUUUAAAUGCAUUCAGCAUAUGUCAGAAGAAGGCAAAUCUACUGUGA